AUGGAACUUCCAGCGAGCCACCACGCAGCCUCUAACCAAACCAAUGCAACGUGCAACAACUCCGCGUUUCUGCACCUCGACUCUUGUCAGCUCCCUUCUCUCGUACUACUCCUAUUACUCAUCGCUUACACUGUGGUCUUAAUUGUGGGCCUUCUGGGAAAUCUCUCUCUUAUCAUCAUCAUCUUUAAAAAGCAGAAAGAAACUCAGAAUGUCACCAACAUACUCAUUGCUAAUCUCUCCUUCUCCGACAUCUUGGUUUGUAUCAUGUGCAUCCCUUUUACUGUCAUCUACACACUGAUGGACCACUGGAUUUUUGGGGACGCGAUGUGCAAACUGACCUCCUAUGUGCAGAGCGUCUCCAUUUCUGUGUCCAUAUUCUCCCUUGUCCUAAUUGCCGUCGAAAGAUACCAGCUGAUUGUGAAUCCCCGGGGAUGGAAGCCCAGUGUUUCUCAUGCCUACUUGGGCAUCACCCUGAUUUGGCUGUUCUCUCUCUUGUUGUCUGUUCCUUUUUUCCUGUCCUACCACCUCACUGAAGAGCCCUUCCGAAACCUCUCUCUCCCCACGGACCUCUAUACCCACCGGGUAGCUUGUGUGGAGAGCUGGCCCUCCAAAAUGAACCAGCUCCUCUUCACCACCUCCAUGUUUAUGCUACAGUAUUGUGUGCCUUUGGGCUUCAUCCUCAUCUGCUACCUGAAGAUUAUUAUCUGCCUCCGCAGGAGAAAUGGGAAAGUGGACAGGAAGAGGGAAAAUGAGACCAGACGCAAUGAGAACAAACGGAUUAACAGGAUGCUGAUUUCCAUCGUGGUGACCUUUGGGGCCUGCUGGCUGCCCUUGAACAUCUUCAAUGUCAUCUUUGACUGGUAUCAUGAAGUACUAAUGAGCUGUAACCAUGACCUGGUAUUUGUUAUCUGUCACUUAGUUGCUAUGGUUUCUACAUGCAUAAACCCUCUCUUCUAUGGCUUUCUCAACAAAAAUUUCCAGAAGGACCUGGUGGUGCUUAUUCACCACUGCUGGUGCUUCACACCUCGGGAAAGAUAUGAAAACAUCGCCAUCUCCACGAUGCACACAGAUGAAUCCAAGGGGUCUUUAAAACUGACUCACACACCAACAGGUAUAUGA
Echinops telfairi (small Madagascar hedgehog) is the source of this 1119-nucleotide messenger RNA. RefSeq names its product neuropeptide Y receptor type 6-like. NCBI's taxonomy places the organism in Eukaryota, Metazoa, Chordata, Mammalia, Afrosoricida, Tenrecidae. The transcript has a single exon. Bases 1 to 1119 code for a protein of 372 amino acids. Gene Ontology annotation, cellular component: neuron projection; plasma membrane. Gene Ontology annotation, biological process: G protein-coupled receptor signaling pathway. Gene Ontology annotation, molecular function: neuropeptide Y receptor activity; neuropeptide binding. The record is from RefSeq and is a predicted model, not a curated record.